AUGACUGGUUCGAACUCCUCUGUCGCCAGUGAAUCUAAGAUUCACCCUGCCACAACCGUCUCCAACAUCAAGUCUUUGAUCCCUAUCACUCUAGUAAUCGAAUCCGGUCAAUACAAUUCUUGGGCCACCCUCUUUAAACUCCACUGCAAAACUUUUCUUGUAUUCGAUCACAUCAAAAACAAACCUGAAAUUUCCUCCAGUGACACCAACAAGCCGACGGACGAUUGGGAGCGUCUGGAUGCCAUUGUUUUACAAUGGAUAUACAAUACGAUCUCAAACGACCUUCUACACACCAUCAUUAACAAGACUGCUACUGCGUACGAUGCUUGGGUUGCCAUCGAAAAUCUUUUUCACGACAACAAAAGUGCUCGUGCGAUCCAACUUAUGCAUAAAUUCUCCAACACCCGCCUUGACGGCUUCCCGAAUGUAUCCGCGUACUGCCAAGAACUAAAAAUAUUGGCCGACCAACUUGCUAAUGUCAAUGCUCCUGUGGAUGAUGAUCGCCUUGUGCUUCAGUUAAUUGCUGGUUUGAACGAAGAAUACGACGGAAUUGCAACAAUUUUGCAACAACAGGAACCAUUGCCGUCAUUCUAUGUCGCCCGAUCCAAGAUUAUUUAG
Molecule: messenger RNA, 618 nt
Organism: Helianthus annuus (common sunflower)
Lineage: Eukaryota; Viridiplantae; Streptophyta; Magnoliopsida; Asterales; Asteraceae
Exons: 1
Coding region: 1-618 (205 amino acids)
Source: RefSeq, a predicted model, not a curated record